Molecule: messenger RNA, 745 nt
Organism: Silurus meridionalis
Lineage: Eukaryota; Metazoa; Chordata; Actinopteri; Siluriformes; Siluridae
Product: membrane-spanning 4-domains subfamily A member 18-like
Exons: 9
Coding region: 88-711 (207 amino acids)
Cellular component (GO): membrane
Source: RefSeq, a predicted model, not a curated record
AACUGUAUAUAAACCCCUGUGUGAACAUCUGCCCAGAGCUCCAGACACUGAGACAAGAGGACGUUAAAAUCUGAAUAAAAUCCACAAAUGGCUGCUGUUGGACAGAGUCUCCCAGUGAGUGUUAACGUGGUCAAUGCUCAGUCCUCGACAAUCCUCCACUUCCUAAAAGCCCAGCCCAAAGCACUCGGGUACAUCAUCACCGGCUCUCUGUCUGUUGCUGCAGAAACCAACCUUAAUUCCUGUGUGGUGAAGGGAUCGCUGGGAAUGAAUGUGGUCAGUGCCGUAUUUUCAGCAGUCGGCAUCGGAGUACUGACCGGAGACUUUUUCUUAUAUUAUUACUGCAACCAGUACAGCUGCUCCAUGUUUGAGGCUCGCUCCAAAGCCAUCAGUGCAGUCCUGCUGGUUUUUGCGAUUCUUCAGUUCAUCAUCUCCAUCACCAUCUCAGCGUUCGGUUGUAAGGCCACCUGCUGCUCUGAACCCAUGAUGCCUACUGUAAUAUACUCCAAUCAGGCUGCACCUGGCAACCUACAGGUGCCUGUUGUAAUGUACCCUAAUCAGGCUGCACCUGGCAACCCACAGGUGCCCAUUGUAACGUAUUCCACCCAGAGUGCCCUUAGCAACCCACACAAUGUGAUGUACAUCCCACAAGUGCAGGUGAACAACAGCACCCCAGCAGCACAAAACCUGUACGAAGAUCUACAUCACAAAUAACUAAGCACCAAGAACAGAAGAUAAAAUCCAAUAG